Nyctereutes procyonoides (raccoon dog) is the source of this 1977-nucleotide messenger RNA. RefSeq names its product melanocortin 2 receptor accessory protein 2 (gene MRAP2). The transcript is spliced from 4 exons. Gene Ontology annotation, cellular component: endoplasmic reticulum; plasma membrane. Bases 163 to 783 code for a protein of 206 amino acids. Lineage: Eukaryota; Metazoa; Chordata; Mammalia; Carnivora; Canidae. Gene Ontology annotation, biological process: protein localization to plasma membrane; regulation of adenylate cyclase-activating G protein-coupled receptor signaling pathway. Gene Ontology annotation, molecular function: type 5 melanocortin receptor binding; type 1 melanocortin receptor binding; signaling receptor regulator activity. The record is from RefSeq and is a predicted model, not a curated record.
UUAGCAGCUCGCGAGGGAGGACCCCUUGGCCUUAGUGAACUUGCACUCGACGCGGAGGCUCUCGCAUAGAUCUCUCUGCUGCGUGCCCCCCACUCCUCCUUGCUCAGCUCGUCAGUCAAAAUUGGCCCGAGGGACCCGCCGCGGAGCUGGGGCGGGGUGGAGAUGUCUGCCCAGAGAUUAAUUUCUAACAGAACGUCCCAGCCAUCUGCACCUAAUUCUGAUUACACCUGGGAAUAUGAAUAUUAUGAAAUUGGACCAGUGUCCUUUGAAGGACUGAAGGCUCAUAAAUAUUCCAUUGUGAUUGGAUUUUGGGUUGGUCUCGCUGUCUUUGUGAUUUUCAUGUUUUUUGUGCUGACUUUGCUGACCAAGACGGGAGCUCCACACCAAGACAAUGCAGAAUCUUCAGAGAAGAGAUUUAGAAUGAAUAGCUUUGUGUCAGACUUUGGAAGACCACUGGAGCCAGAUAAGGUGUUUUCUCGACAGGGCAAUGAUGAAUCCCGGUCUCUCUUUCAUUGCUACAUCAAUGAAGUGGAACACUUGGAUAGGGCUAAAGUUUGUCAUCAGACCACGGUCCUUGACAGCAGUGUUCAACUCCAGGAAGCCAUUAGAAGCAAUGGGCGUCGAGAGGAGGAGCUGAAUAGGCUUAUGAAGUUUGAUAUCCCUAACUUUGUGAAUACAGACCAGAACUCCUCCUUUGGGGAGGAUGAUCUUCUAAUUUCAGAACCACCUAUUGUUCUAGAAAAUAAGCCAGUUUCCCAGACCUCACAUAAAGACCUGGAUUGAGAAACUACUUCCUGAAGUAGGGGUAAAGUGUCUUCCUGAAGAUGUUGGGUCUGUCUUUGUAAAGCAAGAAAUCUCCAUUCACCAAGAUUGUGUGUGUGUGUGUGGGGGGGGUAGCUAAGUGGGGGUGUUAUGAGAGAUAGAAACAGAAAGAGAGAAGAGAGCCCCCUCAAAAACGAGCCGAAUAAGCUGAGUUUCUAUGCCUUUAAACACAGUUCAGGCUUUUUGGGGAAUAAGGUACUUAUAUGGUUUCAUCCUCUUUGUUGCUGAAAAAUUUGGCCACAUACUCAGUGUCAACGUUCUUGAAUGGGGGUUAGCAUACUGUGUUCCAGUCUGGCCCUGCCAAUUCCAUGCUCUACCUUUAGCAAGUUGCUUUACCUCUCUGGGCUGCCACAUUGUUAACCGUAACGUGAGGAGUCUGGAGUAGAUUAUUCAUCCUAGCUCUAAUAUUUUGUGAACUUGUGACUUUGCAUCGAGAAGAGGCUGGGAUGUACGUAAAUCAAUAUAAACUAUGGCGCUGCCUCCUAUCUCUUGUAGGAUCCCCCAUGUCAGUACCUUCCACUCAAUCUUAACUGAGCCCAGCUUUUGUCAGGGGUCCAAGCAUCUAGAGGAUGUCAGACGACUCGUCUCACAGUCACUGUGGCCAACAUUUCUGUUGGUUGUAUGAAAAUAGCCCUUCUGAGAACCUCCAGCCACCCAUGGUAAAACGUAGGGACAGCCAUGCCCCUCCUCUUCUAGAAUGAGUACCAAUCCAUGAUACAUUGCAUGGCACUCCUAUCCCCAGAAAUGUAGGGAAGGUUGUCAGCUGAGUGAUGACAGGUGCCUUUUGUGUCUCUGUUGGUGUACAUGUGUCUGGUCACAUUUCUGUGUGGUUGGCUACUGAACAAGAAAAGUGCUAUUUGCCAUGCUCUUUACUUGGUAGGGGUGUAGGUGAUGGUCAUGUGGCUCGUGUGUGAGCUUUGAGCUGAGGUGGUGAAUGGAUUGUAAAUUCCCCACCAACAGAUGUGCAGGGUGGCCUGGUGCAACACAGUUAAUUUCAUGAAGGAAUCUAGUCCUGGUAUUGGGAAAAACUUGGUCUUGCAUACACAGUUGCAUGUGCAGCCAGCUGCUAAUCUCUGGGUGGCAUUUUCAUUAUGAAUUUGUUCACCAUCUGUCUUGCUUAAGCAAAAAAAAUAAAUGCAUUUGAUUGCACAGGAA